AUGCAUGUGCCUCCUUCAUCCACAGCCCCUGGAGCAGAAGUGACUGCUGCCGCGUUGCGACUACAACAAUCGAACGUGAGCGGUAUAUCCGGUCUAUUUAAGAACAAAAAGGUCUUCCUAAUUGCGUUAUUUGCCUCCUUCGGUGGCCUCGAGUAUGGCUACCAACAAGGCGUUAUCUCACAGGCUCUAGUGAUGAGCAGGUUCAAGGCCGACUUCCCCAGUAUCGUGGGCUCUUCAGGUGCUACAGGAUGGUUGACAUCCAUUUUGCAACUUGGAGGAUGGUUUGGUGCAUUAUCCGCUGGCAUCUUGGCCGAAGUCUUCUCUCGAAAGCAUACCAUUCUGAGUGGUGCUCUUUGGGUUAUUCUCGGAUCUUUCCUCUGUGCCGGUGCGCAUAAUGGAUCUUAUCUUUUUGCUGGUCGUUUCUUUACAGGUAUUGGGGUCGGAACACUUAGUGCUGUUGGACCUCUAUACAAUGCCGAGCUUGCUCCUCCCGAGAUGCGAGGGUUACUCGUUUCCCUCCAACAACUAUCCACUACUGUGGGUAUUAUGCUCUCCUACUGGAUCGGAUACGGAACAAACUAUAUCGGCGGAACAGGUGAUGGACAGUCCGAUUGGGCAUGGCGGACUCCCCUUAUCAUCCAAGGAAUUCCAGCCAUUAUCCUUGCGUUGGGUGUUGUUUUCUUCUUGCCAUUCUCUCCUCGGAUGCUGAUCACCAAAGGCCGCGAGGAAGAAGCAUUCAAAACACUUGCCUAUCUCCGCGGCCUUCCCGAGGAUGAUGUUGUGCUACGAUGUGAGUACCUAGAGAUCAAGUCCGAAGUACUCUUCGAACAACGAGUAUUCGCGCAGAAGUUCCCCCACCUCGCUGAAAGUGGGCGUAGUAUAUGGCGCCGUGAGCUUGCACAAUAUGCCAACAUCUUUCGCACGAAGGACAACUUCAAACGAGUGGCUAUUGCAGGGUUGGUCAUGUUCUUCCAGCAGUGGAGCGGAAUUGACUCCAUUAUCUACUAUGCUUCUUCGAUUUUCCAGACUCUUGGCUUGACUUCUGGUACUAUUUCCCUCCUUGCUACUGGGGUAGUUGGCAUUAUCAAUGUCUUGGCAACCAUUCCGGCGGUCAUGAUUAUUGACAAGGUCGGACGGAAACCUCUCUUGAUGGCUGGAUCCGUUGGAAUGUUCUGUUCCAUGGUUAUCGUUGCAGUAAUUGUGGCUAAAUGUCAACAUGACUGGGAGCACAAUGUCGCUGCGGGUUGGGCGGCCGUUGCCUUUAUCUGGAUCUAUAUUGCCAACUUUGGAUAUUCGUGGGGACCUGCCAGUUGGGUUUUAAUUGCUGAGAUCUUUCCUCUCUCGAUUCGUGCUAAGGGCACUUCGAUUGGCGCCUCUUCGAACUGGAUGAACAACUUCAUUGUGGCCUUCAUUGUGCCGCCGAUGAUCGACGGCAUUGGUUGGGGAAUGUACUUAUUCUUCGCUGUUUGGCUUUUUAUUGGCGCACUCUUCAUCUGGUUCUUCGUCCCUGAGACAAAGAACAAAACGCUUGAAGAGAUGGAUACGGUGUUUGGUAGUGUGACGGCUUCUCACGAGCAAGAAAUGUUUGCAGCAGCAAGAGACGAGGUUGGAUUGACGCUCCUUCUAAACGGAAAUAUCAAAUCAGCUGGUGCUGAAGACCAUGAAGGCAAGGAUCUGGAAUCCAGUGGGCACUUGGAGAGUGUCUAG
Penicillium canescens is the source of this 1707-nucleotide messenger RNA. RefSeq names its product sugar porter family MFS transporter. Gene Ontology annotation, molecular function: carbohydrate:proton symporter activity. The record is from RefSeq and is a predicted model, not a curated record. Lineage: Eukaryota; Fungi; Ascomycota; Eurotiomycetes; Eurotiales; Aspergillaceae. The transcript is spliced from 4 exons. Gene Ontology annotation, cellular component: membrane. Bases 1 to 1707 code for a protein of 568 amino acids. Gene Ontology annotation, biological process: carbohydrate transport; transmembrane transport.